Molecule: messenger RNA, 1260 nt
Organism: Gossypium raimondii (Peruvian cotton)
Lineage: Eukaryota; Viridiplantae; Streptophyta; Magnoliopsida; Malvales; Malvaceae
Product: early nodulin-like protein 2
Exons: 2
Coding region: 127-1143 (338 amino acids)
Cellular component (GO): plasma membrane
Molecular function (GO): electron transfer activity
Source: RefSeq, a predicted model, not a curated record
AAUCCCAAAAGUCUUAAUUUUCAAAAAUGGGUUUCUAGUGCUUUCUUUGAAGCUACAUGUGUUUCUCUCUAUAUAUUCAUAAACUUGCCCUUCUUUUUGAACCAAAAGAGAAAUAAAGUUUCAAUUAUGAAAUUUCAUAUAUUACUUACCCUAUUUCUAGUUCUAUUUGUUUCUUUUCUUUCUUCAUCUAAUUGCUAUACUUUCUAUGUUGACUGGGUUUUGCACCCUAAAGAGAAGUACAAUGACUGGGCUGGUAAAAUGAGGUUUCAAGUGAAUGACACUAUCAUUUUCAAAUAUGAAAAAGGAUCAGACUCGGUUCUCUUGGUUCAAAAAGAUGAUUAUGAUAAGUGUGAAAGGAAGCAACCUUUGAUGGAAAUGAACAAUGGAAGCUCUGAGUUUAAGUAUCCUCAUUCCGGUCCAUUUUAUUUCAUUAGUGGGAAAGAGGGGCAUUGCCAAAAGGGUCAGAAAAUGAUCACUGUUGUUAUGGCUGUGAGACAUGGGACUCCAUCCAUUCAUCCACCCACAGCACCUUCUCCCAAGCACCAUGGCCCUGUAACUCCAGGGCCGGCGCACUCCCCCUAUCACCAUGGUCCAGUUGCAAAGCCACCCACAGGAUCAUCUCCGGUUCCUGCUCUGGCUCCUGGUCCUAUUGCAAAGCCUCCCACAGGAUCAUCUCCGGUUCCUGCUCUGGCUCCUGGUCCUAUUGCGAAGUCUCCUACAGCAUUAACUCCAGGUCCAGCACAGUCUCCUUAUCACCAUGGCCCCAUAUCAAAUCCCCCCACUGCAUCAUCACCAGCACCUUAUUCAGGCCCAGCGCUCUCUCCCACCCAUCAUGGUCCUUCACCGUCGCCAACGGCUGAAGGCCCUAUUGCAACACCUCCAUCACCCCAAGCUCCAACUACUCCUGUUUCUUCCCCUCCUGGUGAGGCACCGGUUUCAGGCCCACCGGCACCACCACAGGGUCCUUCGCCUUCUUCUUCUUCUUCUUCUCCUCCUCCAGCUGGUUCUCAGACUCAGACCAGCACUCCACCCGGCGGUUCCCCUCCCAAGUCAUCUGCCACUUCAAUUUAUUCAAGUACAGUGGUUCUUGCAGCUAGCCUCUUGUUCAAUAUGGUAUUCGGUAGUUUAACGUGUGGGUUUUAGAAAUAUCUAAUGUUUUGGUAUGGGAAUUUUUAUAGUUGAUUUUUAAUUUUAGAUUGUUUACUCUUCUUCUUUUUAUUGUUAUGAUGUUUAAUGAUCCAUAUUUGAGUUUGUGUUUCA